AUGGUGACUCGAAUGGAGCAGAAGGUUGAGCAUAUUGAUACACGGCUGGUUCAGACUGAGCAGGGUAUUGAGCUGCUACGAGGAGAUGUAUCAACCCUCAAAUGCGACAUAGCCACGAUACAAUCCUUGAUGACCGAGGUGCUGACAGAAAUGCGUCAGGCAAAGCGACCCGAAGCGAUCGGUACCCGGAUUGAAGAAUCCCCGGGGUCUAAGGUUACAACAGAGUACCCACGGACAGAGGAACAAGGCGAGACGGAGGUGAAAGAAGCCCGUAGUGACUUCUCCAAUCUCAGGAAACUUGAUAUGCCUUUGUUUUCGGGAGAGGACCCGCUAGGUUGGAUCUUCAGGAUUGAGCGAUACUUCAAGCUCAAUCGGAUUAUCGAUGAUGACAAAUUGGACGCGGCAGUGCUCUGUUUUGAGAACCGGGCGUUAAACUGGUUCCAGUGGUGUGAGAUUCGAAGUCCAUUGCGAAAUUGGAUUGAGCUUAAACGGGCUCUGGUGUUGCGUUUCCACCCGUCGCAGUGCGGAGGCACUUACGAGAUGUUAAUGGCACUCCGGCAGAGAGGGAUUGUGGUCGAAUAUAUUGAGCGGUUUGAGCUUCUCUCGGCUACUCUAGAUAAGUGCGACGACGAAGUGUUAAUCGCCGCCUUCCUGAAUGGAUUACACCCAGACAUCAAAGCCGACCUUCGGAUGAUUCCGUCGCAUUCCAUCCGAGAACUCAUGGAUAUGGCUUUACGGAUUGAGGAGCGCAACUGGGUCAAGUCUUCACUCCACGGGUACAGCGUUGACCGAGCCCCUAAGUUGUGGGAUACGGACAAAUGGGCCACACGUCCCAGCCCAACUCGUUACACAGCCGAAACAUCUAAACCGACGACCCACACCGCAGCAAUCUCGGCUGACCCCAAGAGCACACGCGUCGCGGAGAAGGUUGAGAUACCGGUGACUCACAUCACCAAGUCAGUACCAAAGAAACUCACUGAUGCUGAAAUUGAGAGGCGUCGAGAACUUGGUCUUUGCUUCAAGUGCGACGAGAAGUUUCGACCGGGACACAGAUGUAAAAAGAAGCAGCUGCAAGUGUUGAUCCUGGCUGAGGAGGCCGAUAAUGGCGAGAACCCGGAAUCAGAUGUUGUUACCCCUGCGAUAGCCUCUGAUAAUUUUCCUGACGAGCCGGCGACUGAGGGGCAGCUUAUGACUCUUUCUCUUAACGCAUUGGCAGGCGUGACCGGGGGAAAAACCAUCAAACUCAAGGGGACGGUGCUCGGUCAUUCCGCAUUAAUCCUUAUCGACUGCGGAGCCACACACAGUUUCAUUCACCACGAUUUGGUCAAUGCUCUCAACCUGACCCUUGAUCCGCGACUAUCCUUUACUGUUCAAGUAGGCGAUUCUCGUCAUGUGCAGGGCAGAGGAAUCUGUAGGGAUGGCAGAGGAAUCUGUAGGGAUGUACCCAUUGUGAUCCAGGGGCUCCACAUUAGUCAACACCUCUAUCCUUUUCAGCUGGGUGGGUCAGAUAUCAUCCUUGGUGCAGACUGGCUUGAGUCACUGGACGAAGUUCUGGUGAGCUGGAAAAGGUCGACCCUCAAGAUCGACAUAGGCGGGGAAUGGGUUUGUUUGCGAGGUGAUCCGUCCUUACAAAAGUCAGAGAUGUCGUCGUCUACACUCCUUAAAUCCAUGCGCUCAGCAGAUGUUGGUUUCCUAAUUGAGUUUACUGAGCUCAAAGUAACUGAUAUUAACCUUACGGAGAUUGCCGCAGAUGUUCAAGGCCUUCUUGGGGAGUUCCCUGCAGUACAAGUACAACCUACUGGCCUACCUCCUCACCGUUCGGUCGACCACACUAUUGAGUUAAAACCAGGAGAGGCUCCACCUAAUAUACGGCCUUACCGUUAUCCCCACUGCCAGAAAUCAGAAAUUGAGAAGAUGGUGCAAGAUAUGUUACAAACUGGUCUGAUUCGACCCAGCAGGAGCUCCUUCUCUAGUCCAGUUCUACUAGUCAAAAAGAAGGACGGUAGCUGGCGGUUUUGCAUUGACUAUAGGGCCUUGAAUAAAAUCACCAUUCAGGACAAGUUUCCAAUUCCAGCGAUUGAAGAACUCCUCGACGAGCUACAUGGGGCUCAGAUUUUUUCAAAACUAGAUUUAAAGUCAGGUUACCACCAGAUACGGAUGAAGCCAGGUGAGGAACAUAAGACCGCUUUCCGUACUCAUGAUGGCCAUUAUGAGUUUGUGGUCAUGCCGUUCGAGCUGAAGAACGCACCAUCUACCUUUCAAUCUCUCAUGAAUGAUAUUUUUCGUCAGUAUCUGAGGAAAUUCAUCUUGGUCUUCUUUGACGACAUUCUGGUCUACAGCGUGAACCGGCAGGAGCAUUUACGGCACUUAAGGGUGGCCUUGGAGGUACUACAGCAACACCACUUGGUCAUCAAUGCCGAAAAGUGCAUUUUCGCUCAGUCUGAAUUGGAAUACCUCGGCCACAUCAUUUCUCCAGCGGGGGUCCAUGCAGAUCCCUCAAAAGUGCAGAGCAUGUUGACUUGGCCUGUACCGCAAUCACUCAAGGAAUUACGGGGGUUUCUGGAUCUCACGGGUUAUUACCGCCGUUUCGUCAGGAAUUAUGGCACCCUAGCAUCUCCCCUCACCCGCUUGCUCAGGAAAAAUGCCUUCCACUGGAAUGAGGAGGCACAAUCCGCCUUCGAUAUCCUCAAACAGGCUAUGUCGUCAACACCGGUAUUAGCCAUUCCAGAUUUUCAGGUCCCUUUUGUCGUUGAGGCAGAUGCAUCUGGUACCGGUUUGGGAGCUGUCCUGAUGCAAAAUGGACGACCAUUGGCAUAUUACAGUCACCAUUUGUCAACUAAGAACCAACAGAAAUCUGUGUAUGAACGUGAGCUCAUGGCUAUUGUCUUUGCAGUAAAGAAAUGGCGGUAUUACUUGCUGGGAAGGCCUUUCCUCAUUAAAACAGAUCAAAAACCACUGAAGUAUCUCCUGGAACAACGGGUCCUGGAUGGUCAGCAACAGCAAUGGGUUUCAAAACUAAUGGGCUUUGACUUUCAGAUACAAUAUAAACCAGGGGCCUCCAAUUCUGCUGCAGAUGGACUGUCCCGAAGAGGGGGCGACUGUGCACUACAAGCGAUCUCAGUUCUGCAAAAUCCAGAUAUUGACUCGUGGGACCAAGAGGUUCGAGCGGACCCGACUUUGGCAGCGAUCAUUCAAGCCUUGGGCACCGGUCAGGAUUUCCAUGAUUCGCCCAUUGGGGGCCAUUCAGGGUACUUGCGUACAUAUAAGCGGCUUGCUUCGUUGUUCCACUGGGAUGGUAUGCGCCGAGAUGUCCAAAAAUACGUGGCGGCCUGUGAUACGUGCCUCAAGAACAAACACUUAGCUACCAGUCCAGCCGGGUUAUUACAACCACUACCGAUUCCUGACGCAGUAUGGACUGACAUUACCAUGGACUUCAUCACCGGAUUACCCAACUUAAAGAAGCCUCCCAUGAAUAAUAGAAUAAAGAAAAUGGACCACCAUGGAAGCUGCAGAGCCAUAGAUGUCAAAGUGGCAAGAGCCAGAGAGCCAAACACAGUCAUGAGCGCUUCAAACUGA
This is a messenger RNA of Neltuma alba, 3576 nucleotides long. RefSeq lists its product as uncharacterized. Lineage: Eukaryota; Viridiplantae; Streptophyta; Magnoliopsida; Fabales; Fabaceae. The record is from RefSeq and is a predicted model, not a curated record. Bases 1 to 3576 code for a protein of 1191 amino acids. The transcript has 4 exons.